Molecule: messenger RNA, 177 nt
Organism: Phytophthora sojae
Lineage: Eukaryota; Oomycota; Peronosporomycetes; Peronosporales; Peronosporaceae
Exons: 1
Molecular function (GO): zinc ion binding
Source: RefSeq, a predicted model, not a curated record
UGUCACGAUGUGGAGUGGACGUGUACUUGUCUAUUUUAUAGCAGUCACCAUUUACCAUGUCGCCAUCUUAUGCACUUAGCACGCGAGGGGCAUGGCUUCAAACUGCUUCCAGCUAUGGCAAUUCAUGAUCGGUGGAGUACGUACCAGACCUUGGAAGUGAAAAACGAAUUGACGGCU